AUGCGCACUCUUGUGCGCUCUCUCACGCACUUGCCCACGCGCCCUCUCACGCGCUUGCGCACGUGCUCUCUCACGCGCUCUCCCACGCACUCUCUCACGUGCACUCUCACGCGCGCACUCUUUUGUGCUCUCUCACACGCACUCUCGCGUGCACUCUCACUCACGCUCUCUCUCACGUUCUCUCUCACACGCACUCUCACGCGCUCUCUCACGCGCACUCUCACGCGCACUCUCACGCGCAUUCUCACAUGCUCUCUCUCACGCUCUCUCACACGCACUCUCACACGCACCCUCACGUGCUCUCUAACAUGCACUCUCACGAGUCUCCCAUGCGUCUCCCACAUGCACUCUCACGCGCACUCUCGUGCGCUCUCUCACGCGCACUCUUGUGCGCUCUCUCACGCACUUGCGCACGCGCUCUCUCACACGCUUGCGCACGCGCUCUCUCACGCACUCUCUCACGAGCACUCUCAUGCGCUCUCUCACGUUCUCUCACACGCACUCUCAUGCGCUCUCUCACGCGCUCUCUCACGCGCACUCUCACGCGCAUUCUCACAUGCUCUCUCACACGCUCUCUCACAUGCUCUCUCACGCUCUCACAUGCACCCUCACACGCUCUCUCACGCGCCCUCUCACGCACACUCUCACACGCACUCUCACACGCACUCUCACACUCACUCUCACGCGCUCCCUCUCGCGCACUCUCACGCGCAAUCUCACACGCUCUCUCACGCGCACUCUCACGUGCACCCUCACGUGCUCUCUAACGCGCACCCUCACAAGUCUCUCACGCGUCUCCCACGUGCACUCUCACGCGCCCUCUCACGCACUCUCACGCGCACUCUCACGCGCACACUCACGCGCACUCUCACGCACACACUCACGCGCUCUCUCACGCGUUCUAGCACACGCUCUCUCCUGCGCUCUCUCACACCCGCUCUCACACGCACUCUCGUGUGCUCUCUCACGCGCUCUCUCACGCGCACACUCAUGCGCACACUCACAUGCCCCUUCACGCGCUCUCUCACGCGCACUCUCACGCGCACCCUCACGCGCUCUCUCACGUUCUCUCUAACGAGCUCUCUCACGCGCACCCUCAUACGCACUCUCACACGCUCCCUCACACGCUCUCUCACACGAUCUUUCACGCUCCCUAACGCGCACUCUCACGCGCACUCUCAUGCGCUCUCUCACGCGCUCUCUCAUGCACUUGCGCACGCGCUCCCUCACGCGCUCUCUCACGCGCCCCCUCACGCGCUCUCUCAUGCGCCCCCUCACGCGCUCUCUCAUGCGCACUCUCACGUGCUCUCUCACGCGCACUCUCACGUGCUCCCUCACGCGCUCUCUCACGCGCUCUCUCACGCGCUAUCUCACGCGCUCUCUCACGCGCUCUCUCACGCGCUCUCUCACGCGCUAUCUCACGCGCUCUCUCAUGCGCACUCUCACGCGCACACUCAUGUGCACUCUCACGCACACACUCACGCGCACUCUUACGCGCACACUCAUGUGCACUCUCACGCACACACUCACGCGCACUCUUACGCGCACACUCAUGUGCACUCUCACGCACACACUCACGCGCACUCUUACGCGCACACUCACGCGCUCUCUCACGCGCACACUCACGCACUCUCUCACGCGCUCUCUCCCCACUCUCUCACGCGCACUCACGCGCUCUCUCACGCGCAAUCUCACUCGCUCUCUCACGCGCACUCUCACGCGCUCUCUCACGCGCACUCUCCUGCGCGUUCGCUCCCUUGCACACGCUCUCCCUCGCUCUUCGUCUCUCCCCUUCUUCAAAUGAAACCCGCGCUCGCACACCAACCCGCACUCGCACACCAAGUCUCGCUUGCGCUCGUGCACCUGUCGCCGGAGGCGACGGCGGGAGGGAAGGAGAGGCGAUGGCGAGGAGGAGGGAGAGGCGACGGCGGGGAGGAGGGAGAGGCGGGGGCGGGGAGGAGGGAGAGGCGGCGGCGGGGAGGAGGGAGAGGCGACGGCGGGGAGGAGGGAGAGGCGACGGCGGGGAGGAGGGAGAGGCGACGGCGGGGAGGAGGGAAACGCGACGGCGGGGAGGAGGGAGAGGCGACGGCGGGGAGGAGGGAUACGCGACGGCGGGGAGGAGGGAUACGCAACGGCGGGGAGGAGGGAAAGGCGACGGCGGGGAGGAGGGAGAGGCGACGGAGGGGAGGAGGGAGAGGCGACGGCGAGGAGGAGGGAGAGGCGACGGCGGGUAGGAAGGAGAGGGGACGGCGGGUGGAAGGGAGAGAGGACGGCGUGGUGGGAAAGAAAGGAUGGCGGGGUGGAGGUAGAGAUUAUGACGAGGUGGGUGGUGGGAGAAAGAGGCAAGAGGUGGGUGGGUUUGUCACGUGA
Messenger RNA from Closterium sp. NIES-65, 2370 nucleotides. The record is from the annotation of a GenBank genome assembly. NCBI's taxonomy places the organism in Eukaryota, Viridiplantae, Streptophyta, Zygnematophyceae, Desmidiales, Closteriaceae.